AUGGCAUCCCUACCUAUUAAAGAAAAAGUGGUCCUUGUUGCUCACAGCUUAGGCGGUUUGGCUAUCUCCCAAGCCAUGGAAAUGUUCUCUCAGAAGAUUUCUGUAGCGGUUUUUGUCACUGCCACAAUGCCUGGACCAACACUCAACGUUUCCCUUCUCAUCCGAAAGAUGAUUAUUAGGACAGAUUAUGCAUUGAAUGAUCAAGAUUCCCAAAUGGACAACAGUUGUACAUACGAUGAUGAUGGCCUUCCAACCAUCUUCACUUUUGGUCCAAUGUUCCUUUGUUCCGAAGUCUGCCAACUCAGCCCACCUCAGGUGAAACAUGAGUUGUUGGAGAAAUGGAAGUCGAUGAGUGAUGCUGAGAAGGAAUCAAUCGAAGAGGCAAUUGAGAGCCUUAAGAGGGAAGUGGGUGGAAAAAUUGAUGGAGUGGUGAAAGAAGUGGUGAAAUUGAGGAGUUUAUUUAAGGGGGUGAUGGGAGGGGUUGAGAAAAAAGUUGGAUGA
This is a messenger RNA of Hibiscus syriacus, 501 nucleotides long. Its product is annotated as methylesterase 3-like. The transcript is spliced from 4 exons. Gene Ontology annotation, biological process: salicylic acid metabolic process; jasmonic acid metabolic process. The coding region runs from base 1 to 501 and encodes 166 amino acids. Gene Ontology annotation, molecular function: methyl salicylate esterase activity; methyl jasmonate esterase activity; methyl indole-3-acetate esterase activity. NCBI's taxonomy places the organism in Eukaryota, Viridiplantae, Streptophyta, Magnoliopsida, Malvales, Malvaceae. The record is from RefSeq and is a predicted model, not a curated record.